Molecule: messenger RNA, 12231 nt
Organism: Neurospora tetrasperma FGSC 2508
Lineage: Eukaryota; Fungi; Ascomycota; Sordariomycetes; Sordariales; Sordariaceae
Exons: 7
Coding region: 1-12231 (4076 amino acids)
Biological process (GO): positive regulation of protein catabolic process; protein polyubiquitination; proteasome-mediated ubiquitin-dependent protein catabolic process
Molecular function (GO): ubiquitin-protein transferase activity
Source: RefSeq, a predicted model, not a curated record
AUGGGGAAGAUUACCAAGACCAUGCAACAAAAGCACAGGGACACUCUGUCUCCUUGGCUGAAAGAGUUUGUCGACACAGCCUCGAGUGCACCUCUGCCUCUCAUCUUGCAACGACUCGACGAGUUCCCACGGAGGUGGAUGUUCCCGCGCGGUGACCUAUACCACUGGAUCCCACUGCUCAACCGUUUCGACAACAUUCUAGAAUCAAUAUGUGCCACAUACGAGCUAUCCAAGGGCCCCCAAACACGCGACUUUGGACGUGAUGUCCUCCUCAAUAACGGCGGACCCUCACUCGAAUACCGCGACGAGCCUUGGACCGCGGAGCGUCUGGCCGAGGCCGGAUACAAGGAGGAUGGAGAUUGCCAGCUUCUCGUCGCUAUACUCAAGUUUACCCGCAUGUUGCUCGAGCACUGCGGUAACCGAAGCAUCUACGCGAGCAGCCACCACAUUGACCGUCUUCUCAACAGCCCAUAUCUUGAAGUUCAAGCCGCCGCCCUUGAGGUUGGCUUGGAGCUGGCCCAGAGGUAUAAUGCGUCCGUCAAGCGCAUGCCCUCGCCUCCUCGUUCAGUAAACCCAACCUUGUUAGCCAACCACUACAACAUCGACCUCGAAAAGGUGCAACUGCUUGCACGGCCAUUCGUCAGGACACCCAUCGUCAAGUCCCUAGAAGCAUCCUCGGCUGCCCCGGCCAUCUCCGCUGGCUCGACUGCCAAGGCCAAGGACAAGGAAAAGGAAAAAGAAAAGGCUACUGGCCCCAAGAAUGUUGCGUCCAUGUAUGCCAACGACCUCAAGGCCCUUGCUUCGAGCCAACCCGAUGAAGAAGACUUGUGGAAGAGCUGGGGUGACCUUAAGAUGUCGUAUUAUCCCGACACAACCAAUGGCGAGCCUAGCGCGCGUGAUUCCAAGGACGCUCAACCUGUGGAGCCUCGCACCACCUCGUCACCUGCUGCCCCAACGCCGCUCCGCCGUAGCUCGACAAUGAACGUGUCUCAAUCGUCCCGUACUCAGCGUGUCGGAAGUUCGGAAGAAGGUUCGCCUCUCAAGCCGUCGGGAGCAGCUACGGAUGACCGCGAUGGGCCCAAAGUGGUGGAGAUCCCACGGUCUGUCAUCGAGUCGAAACGCAUCUAUGAUCUAUAUGAGAUGUGUCCGCCCGACAUGCCAAGCACCAUGAAAUUCGAGUUUACUAGCCGCUUGAGAACAUGCAAGGCGUUAUUAGGAACCAACAGAGAGCGUCAGCUGGCCUUGGCCGUUCGCCUGCUGGCCAUUACCAACCUUGCCUACAUCCUACCCGAGGCCGUCUUUGUUGACAAAGUUCUCAAGUACGACAAGGACGAACCGAGGAAAUUUCAGCUUGUCUACCAGCUGGCCGAACUCAUUGCCCCUUCCCCGGACGGAAACCCUAGCGAGGUCCCAAAGUGGCUCCAGAGCAUCACGCUGGCUCUGCUUGAGGCCAUCUCUCACCAACAAGAAAAGCACUCGGAUGUCCUGGCGGCUUUAAAUGUAAAUGUCAACCAUGGCAUUCUCCUCUACGUCAUCAGAAUAGCAGUGGCGGAAAUGAAAGAGGACGCCCCUGUUGAUGAUCAAGAAGAGCUGGAUGCAGACAAUUGGCGAGGCAACCUGUUCGGGUUGACCCUUCAGAUAGCCAUGGCUACGCGUAUCGGCCAGGAGAUGAUGACUGCUGGGCUCAUGGACUGUCUCGUCGAGAUUCUUAACCUUCGGACGGCAGUUGCCAGUCGCCAUUAUAGCAUGGUACUCGCUUUUCUGGACAGUCUGACGUAUGCGUAUCAAACUGCUUUCUCACAGCUAAACACUGCCGGCGGUCUGGAUGCUAUCACGAACCUCAUAGUCCACACCGUUGGGGAGUCCAAGACUCUCACGGAAGCUGGCCUUGGAACAAAACCCGAACUUCACGCUUCCCUUGUGGAUUAUAGCAUUCCAUUCUACCAUCAGCAGACGCUCAAGUGGCUCCUAAAGUUUAUUCACCAUGUCAUGGCCAAUACCUACUCCUUCGAUGGUACCAACACUGAGCGCUUAUUGAGGAACCUGGUCGACAACUCGUCUUUGCUUGGUAGCCUCUGCACGAUUGCGCGCCAGAACCGCUUCUUUGGCACGGUCGUGUGGUCAAAUGCUACAACCCUCCUGAGCGAUUUCAUUAACAACGACCCUACGAGUUUUGCAGCGAUCUCGGAGUCUGGGUGGAUUCAAGCCUUCCUGGAAUCUGUUACCAAUCGGCCGGUGUCCAUACCUGCUGAGCAACCAUCGCUGGAACCCAGCCAAUCCAGAGCAAAUGACCGCAGCGAAGGGAAUGACGCCGAUGACGACAGUGAAGAUGAUGGUAGUGCGCAUGAGGCCGCUCCCGACUCGGACGGUCAGGCCGCUACUCAACCCCAUCCACCAACUCAAGAAAUGCUCGAGGCACCUCGAGAUUUUCCUCCCGCCCACGGCAUCCUACCGUCCUCUGAAUCCAUGAAUAUCAUUCCCACGGUACUGAACUCAAUUUCACUCAAUAACCGCGGCAUGAAAAUGGUUCUCUCGUCUGGUGCCAUUCAGAGCUACAUGGAGAUAUUCGAAAGCGCUACUCAUGUUCAGUGCAUGGCGCACGAUCCUGAACUGGCUAGUACCAUCGGUAGUAGUCUUGAUGAACUCUCCCGUCAUCACCCGGCGCUACGGCCUGCCAUCGCUAAUGCUAUCAUCGACAUGAUUGCGAGGGUCACGCACCUGGUCAAGACCAUGGAUGCCACUAAAGCAUGCGGUGCAAGGCUUGAGGCACCUGAAUCGUCUGCUGGCCCGGUUGCUGAACCAGCCAAGGCUACUGAGGUAAAGGGUAAAGGCAAAGAAAAGGCCACAGACGACACGGAUGUGGAGAUGGCGGAAGCGAGCUCUUCAUCAACUGGCAACAACAAGCCCGCACAAGCUCCAUCUGUCCCUUAUAUUCAAGUCCUCUCUACGUUCCUUCAGCCGAUUAUCAGCAACUCUCAUCUUAAGGGUGCCCUCAUUUCUGCUGGUGUGAUUGAGAUUUUAUUGGACCUCGCCGAAUCUCCCAGCCUUCCCUACGAUUUUGGCGAGACUCCAGCCUGCCGCAUGCUGGUCGCGGCCAUCUCGCAGCUCAUUGAGUCCGCUCAGAUUGUCGGGCUACCUUCUUUACUAUUCAGGAUGGAGAACACUGUCAAGGUUCUCAAGCCGCGGAUUAAUCCCACAACUACGGAGCCUUUCUUUGCACCUUUCCUCACUUCGAAUUCAUCUGUGCCUCCCGUACAAGAUGAGGAAUCAGCGAGCGAGAAGCGCAUCCCGGAUGUUUCGAGCGGAACAGAGACGGUGAAGGCUUUGCUCAACAUACAGACCAUGAUUAAGAUUCUGUAUCAUUGUUUCCCGUUCUCCAACCGAAGCCAGAUGGUCAGCAUGCCAGCCGUCAACGUUUAUGACUAUUACAUCCGUUUGAUCCAAAGUCUUGGACCAUUGUUGCGCGGCGUGUUGAAGGAAGAGGCAGCUGUCAAUGGUGCCGUUCCACACCAUUGGACACUAAAGAACAAGCCGUACCAAACCAGUUCUUUGGGCUCUCGCACCGAUGUGCAGGACCUACUGACAGACUCAGCCACUCAAGAUUCUUCGGCUAGCGGUAAGAAGUUAACGCCUGAAGAGCAGUCGACUGCUGAAUACAAGAACUUCCAGACCCUACGGGUUCUUCUUCAUUCCUUUAUGCCUUCUAUCUUCCCAUUCUUCCAGACUAUCGGCAAGGCGCUGUUGCCUAGACGCAACAACAACGACCCGUACAUCCGUUCACGUCACCUGGCAAUUGCAGAGGCGUCGGCAGAGACCUUGAUUCAGCAACUGCAGCAGUCAAAAGCAGAGUUGACGGUCAGAGACAUCCACAACUGGAUCAUCAUGAUCCACACGUUCGGUGAAAUGGUUGUUGAUACGAAUCACCGUACUGCCAGCGGAGGGGCUUUCCUUAUCCUCCCCGUGAUCACCGCCUUUAAGGAGCUUGGGGGUUUCGAGGCACUGAACGUUAUGCUCAAACGGUUGGCCGACAUGGUGUCGACCGGGGCCACCGAGGGUCAGGAAGCCACCAAGGCGAAGCUGUCAAUGAUUGGCAUGAAGAAGGUCCUCGACAUCUACUGCUUCAUCAUUAGUGGCAAGAACCUCUCGGAUUCCAUGGCCCAGAUUGCCUUGGCACCCAAGCCCACGGAACGAACCACCCGGGAGUUUUCGCACCAACUUGUUGUUGAGUUGCGAAUGUCGAUAUUACCGGUUGUUCGAGAAAUUUGGGCUUCCAACAUCAUUGAAAAGUCAACAAGCACGGUGGUGAGCAAGAUUAUUGACAUCAUCAAGACUAUCGCAGCCGGCGAUCUGGAGUCAAAUGCGCAGUCGAGAUCCGACAAGGAAUCGUUACCCCAUCUUUUCAAGAACCGCGAGUCCGUUCCCUUCAAAUGGAUCUCACGCAAGGAUGCAGAAGCACUCGCAACCGAGCAGGGCGUAGACGUCGAUCUAGCGUUGGAGGCACUUUAUCGUGCUAAUGGUAAAGAGAGUGACACCAAGGAGUACAUCAAAUACCAGAAGGCACACCUAGUUCGUAACCGCAACCCUGUGCCGGCUGAGGACGCUUUCAAGGAAGUGCCAUCUCCCAACCUUUCGUCAUCGGCAGGGAUGUCUCUCAGUAACUUGUUGAACACUCCUACUUUCCCGGUGAGCGACCUGCUGGGUGCAGAGCCUAUGGCUUUGGAUCCGGUGCCCAACCAGCCGCUCGGAGAAGCUAGUGGUGAAACAGCCCUCGGACACGCCACAGAGUCGUCAGAAGACGGCUCUGAUGAAAGCCAGCCUGGCACGAGCCGUGAAACCAACGUUGGGGCCUCUACGACGGCACCACAACAACUGCCUGUACUUCCGUCACAGCAACCAGCCACCGAAUCGCAAUCUAACACUCCACGUAUUACCAGGGAAGAUCUGGCCGAGGAGAGGGCAAAACUCUACGAUACCCUGAUUGAUCGCUCUCUUGAAGUCAUAAGCUCUCAUCCUGAGGCCGUGUUUGAGGUUGCGGAUCUCAUCCAGAACACCAUUCUGAAGACCGACAAUGAAGACAGGAGAGUGGAAGUGGGCGAGAUCUUGGCCAAUGCGCUCAUGUCAUUUGCCUCUGACGACGCGGAUGAGUUGAAGGAGAAUGGCAGUAGCAUUGCUGCUUACGCCCACCUUUUGGCGCUUCUUCUCCAACAGACUGCUUUCAUGCGGACUACCGUGGACAUGUUGAGAGAUUACGUGGGUGAUUACCUUGGCUUCCUAAAGCUGCCGCCGGCAAGCUCCAACGACAACCUUCCUCCAUGGAUUCCCUAUAUUCUCCUCAUCUUCGAGAUCAUGCUUUUCAAAGACGCGCAGCCCCCUGAUAUCAAAUGGAAACAGCCCGUGAAGGAGGAUGAUCCAGUUGAGGAGCCGGUCAUCGAGGUGAAAGAGCCCAACUUCUCGGCCGAGCACCGCUCGUCUCUCUUGACUACUCUGUUGGACUUCCUCCCUCGCAUUGGCAAGGAAGAGUCAUUGGCCGUUUCGGUGUUGAGGAUCCUCGUUGUGCUGACCAGAGAUCACGCGGUAGCCAAGAUUGUUGGGGAGAAGAAGAACCUGCAACGGCUGUUUGUUAUGGCAAAGCAGUUGUGCGGUGCCGGUUCUACGCGUCUCAAGCAGACCCAUAUCUCAGAACACAUCCGCCAGAUCCUUCGACACAUCAUUGAAGACGAAGAGACCCUUCGGCAGAUUUUUGAGACGGAUAUUAGGCACCUCAUGACUUCGAGGCAGAGGCCCAGCACAGCCCCGGGCCUUGAACCACAGGCAUACCUGCGCACUCAAGCGCAUUUGGCUCUGCGGUCGCCCAAGACCUUCGUCGAGGUUAGCACGGAGCUGCUCAAGCUUAACCGGGCCGUUUCGCACUUGGGAGACGGAACGCUGCGCUCCACGCCAUUUUUGGUUCUCAAGGAGCGCCCUGCAGAUGCUAGUGUCUCGCCGAAAGAGAGCUCAGUCGAACCUGCAGUGCAAGCGACAGAGGAUCUCACUAUCAGUGACGUCAAGCCCUCAACCGAGGUGACGGACAAGGAGAUGCCCGAUGCCCCCAAGAACUCCGCUCAAGACCUCAAGCGCCCGAUUCUCGAACAUCCCGACGGUGUUGUUCACUUCUUGUUGACCGAGCUGCUCAACUAUAAAGAUGUUGACGAGAGGGAGAACGUUCCUGCGCCUCCCGCAGCCGCCUCCAAGCCAGAAUCUGAUGCCACUCCUGCGAAUGAGGCUACUCCUUCUCCUUCCGGCGACGAGCAGAAUUCGGAGUCGAAGGAGAAAGAGAAGAAGCUGGCAAAGUCCCCGUUCAAGGCCGAGGAUCACCCUAUUUUCAUCUAUCGUUGCUUCUUGCUUGACUGUCUUGCCGAGCUGUUGCAGAGCUACAAUCGUGCCAAGGUUGAGUUUAUCAACUUUAAGCGCUCCGCUCCCGUUCAGGCGAACGCUCCGGUCAAGCCUCGAUCCAGUGUGCUAAACUACAUUCUCAACGAUCUUCUUUGCUUCAGCCCCGCAAGCGGAGUACCCGAGUCGAUAGCCAUGAAAAAGAAGGCGGCAACGGCAGUGCCAGCGCGCGCUGUUCUGGUUGCCCUUGUUUCCAAGACCGGCGAGAAGCCUCAGAACCGUACCCAUGAGCCAUUUGAGUAUGACGAUGAGCCGGACUUGCUCUUUAUCCGCCGAUUCGUCCUGGAUACCAUACUUCGGGCUUACAAGGAUGCUUCUGUCUCCGGCGAGCCGGCUGAUAUUCGGUACGGAAAGAUGAACGCUCUUGCAGAGCUGAUGGCCCAAAUGAUUGGCGAAGGAGACAAGGAUUCGCGCCCCAACAACCCGCGCGGUACAGAUCCGUCAAUUGGACGGUCCCAAGCUCAGCUGAAGCGACUCAUGUAUGAGAAGGGUUACCUCACGUCCCUAACGGCGUCCAUUGCCGACAUUGACCUCACAUUCCCGCACAACAGGGCUCCGCUCAAGCCCAUCCUUGCGGUCAUCAAAACACUCUCAAAGACUGCAGUCUCGAUGAGUCAAUUGGGGCUCAUCCCUGCUUCGGGUACAGCUGGUACCGACCAAGCCGAGGACGAAUUCCUGUCCGAUGGGUCGUCCGUCUCGGAAGAUCUCACCGAUGAUCGCGAGGAGACGCCCGAUCUUUAUCGCAACUCCACAUUGGGCAUGCUUGAACCCGGACGUGAUGAUGAGUUCUCCGACGAAGAUGAGGAUGACGAUGAAGACAUGUACGACGAUGAACAGUAUGACGACGAGCUUGACUAUGGCGACGACAUGUCACAAGACAACGAAGAUAACCCUAGUGACGAAGAAGACGACCUCGGCGAGAUGGGCGAAAUGGGAGGAAUGCCCGGUCAACCUGGCGUUGUCGAGGUCCUUAUGGGUGAGAACGACGACGAAGAGGACAACGAUGACAUGGAUGACAUGGAUGAGGAUGAUGAGAUGGACGAAGAUGACGAGCAGGAACUAAGUGAUGAGGAUGAGGACGAGGAAGUCGGCUCCGAAGACAUGGAUGACUUGGAGGACGAUAUCCACAUUGUCGAUGAAGAAGGCAAUGCUAUUGAUGACGACGGUGCGUCGUGGGAUGAUGGCACCGACGAGGAUGAAGAGGAUGAGGAAGAGCUUGACUACGAAGCUGAGGCUCAGAAUAUGCAGGAGGCUCAACUUCACAACCGUCGGACCUUCCCUGAGAUCAUGCGAGCUGCCAUGGAAAACGCUGGCGAUGAUCUGGAUGCUGAGCCAAUUCGCGACUUUGACGGGCACUACAUCGACGAUGAUGAAGAUGGCGAAGAAGACGAUGAUGAAGAUGAAGGGGAAGACGACAUGGAUGAUGACAUGUACUUCGACGGCGAUGGUCUUCACGAUGACUUGCUUGCGCCCAACAUGCCAUCAGGGCUUGGCUGGGACAUUGCCAUCGAACCCAACCAUCGACAUCGGCCGUCCCGGAGCCCUUGGCCCAACAGUCCUUUCGUGGUCGGAAGACACCGUGACGCGAUUGACUUCCAAAACUUCUUCCGCCGCCCUGCCCAUCUCAGCAGACAUCUGCCCCCUCCGGCCGACGUCAUGUCUGGAACAAAUCCCCUGUUGCUUCCUCAGUCUCGUCGUGAGGUUCCUCGUCAUGCACACAGCCAGCUGGUUCGUCUGGGGAUCACUCCGAAUAUGAUUGGAGGCCUAGGAAUGGGUAUGGGGGUGGAGCCGUUGGCCUUCAUCAGUGAUCUCGUCCAACAUCUACCCGACGUACGUCUCAGCGCUGGAGGAGGACCCUUGGCCUUGCAUUUCACAGCAGACGGACCAGGCGGGAUUAUCCGCGAACUCAACGCCAUCCCAAUUCCUCCCCCGCACUCCCGCGAGUCACGCCCUACUGAAGCUCGGCGCGAUACCUAUCAGGAACCUCAUCAAGCCGUCCAAUUCUCACCGGAAUCUACACAUGAGAGGUGGCAACAAGAAGUCAAAAUGAUCUUUGGCUUCGGCUACCAGGACAAAGCUCAGAAGCUCGCACCUCUCAUUGUUUCCAAGCUCACGCCGGCAGCAAUCCAGGCUGAGAAGGAGGAGAAAGCUCGUAAAGCGGAGGCAGAUCGCAAAGCAGAGGAAGAGAGGAAGAAGCGACAGGAAGAGGAGCGCAAGAAGAGAGAGGCCAAAGAAGCGGAAGAGAAGGCUGCGCGUGAGAAGAAGGAAGCAGAGGAGCGUGAGCGCCUUGAGCGCGAACGAGCCGAAGCUGCCGCACAGGCCGCUGCCCAAGCCGCCGCAGAUCAAGAGGCAAAUGCUGUGUCUCAAGAGGCGCACCCUAUGGAGGGCGUUGAGACCCAAGGCGCGGGCGAAAAUGCCGAGCAGCAGGCCGAAGAUGAACGUCCUCGUGUCUACUACACUCUCCGUAACCAGCAGAUCGAUAUUACUGAGCUGGGCAUCGACGCCGAGUAUCUUGAAGCCCUUCCUGAAGAGUUCAGGGACGAGGUGAUCGCUCAGGCGAUCAGCACCCGGAGAUCCCAGGCGCGAGAGCAGGUUUCUCAAGAGGGCGAAAACACUGAGGUCUUCCAAGAGUUCCUUGAAGCACUCCCGGAGGAGCUUCGUAACGAGAUCCUCCACCAGGAGCAGCACGAACAGCGGCGUCGGGAACGGCAAAACGCAGCAGGCGGCCAAGACCUUGGUCCAGCUGACAUGGAUCCUGCAAGCAUCCUGUUGACUUUCCCCCCUGGACUUCGACAGCAGGUCCUACUCGACCAGGGCGAAGAUAUCAUGGAGCACCUUGGCCCAGAGUUGGCCGCAGAAGCCCGCACUCUUGUGGCGCGUCAUCGCCAACUCCACGCCCAACAAGGUGGCCAAGCUGCCUCUCGCUCCAGAGAUGCUCAGCGCCCUACCGAAGCAGGUGCUGGAGCUGUCCAAAAGAUCCAGAAGCGCACUGUGGUCCAGAUGUUGGACAAGCAGGGAAUUGCGACUCUUCUUCGCCUUAUGUUCGUGUCCCAGCAAGGCGCAAUCCGCUCCAGUCUCUUCAGCAUCUUCGCCAACCUGUGUGAAAACCGCCAGAACCGGCUCGAUGUCAUAUCCUCUUUGCUACAAAUUCUACAAGAUGGAUGCGCGAACAUGGAUGCCGUUGAGCGUAGCUUUGCCCAGAUUUCCCACAAGGCCAAACAACUAAAGGAGAAGGACGCUAAGACGCCUCACCCCUUGAAGCGAAGUCUCACAGGCGGCACUAACAACAACGGUCAAUUUCCUGCUAGCUCGGAGGUGUCGCCGCUGUUGAUUGUUCAGCAAUGCCUUGACCUUCUGGUAGAGCUUUCCAAGCUCAACCCGCAUAUACCAUCUGUGUUCUUGACUGAGCAUGAGACGGUGGCAUCCACCCUCAAGCGAAGCCUGAGCCGCAAGGGUAAGGGCAAGGAUGUCAAUGGCAAGGCUCAGAAGUUCGCCAUCAACUCCCUGUUGACUCUUCUGGAUCGCAGUCUCGUUAUGGAGAGCUCCGCAGUCAUGCAGGUGCUAGCCGAUCUCCUUAACAAAGUCACCAUCCCACUCCAAGCCAUCGAGCGGAGGCGGAAGGAGGCUGAAGAGCAAGCGAAAAAGAAGAAGGAAGCCGAAGAAAAGGCUGCGGCUGAACGUGAAGCGGCCAACGCCCCCGAAGAGCAAGCCUCGACCUCGACUGAGCAAACCUCCGCCCAGCAGGAGGCGACCCAACAGCCUUCUGAGUCUACUCCAGCAGCUGCUUCUGGUCAACAGCCAGCGCAGCAAGACCAAGAGAACAAGGAGCUAGAAGCACCCAAGGAAAAGGCUGAUGAGAAGGAUGUUCAGUCCGAUGAGAAGAAGAUCCGUCAGCUCACGCCGCCGACAAUCCCUGAGCACAAUCUCAAGCUUGUGAUCAAUAUCUUCGUGGCGCGUGAAUGCAGCUCCAAGACAUUCCAGAACACCAUCUCCACGAUCAAGAAUCUUUCCAACAUCCCUGGCGCGAAGAAGGUAUUUGGAGAUGAGCUGGUCCGCCAAGCUAGGGUCUUGAGCGAGAACAUUCUCUCAGAUCUUGACAACUUGCUUCCUCACAUCCUGAAGGCUGAGUCCGGCACCCAAAUCCAGGGCGUUGCUCUUGCCAAGUUUUCGCCAGGCGCCUCGGAGCAGAACAAGCUCCUACGUGUUCUGACAGCACUCGAUCACUUGUUUGAUAGCAAGAGCAAGAAGCAGGAUAAGCCUGCCGAAGGAGAGAACACUAAGGAGGACCUCCUAGGUUCUCUCUACUGGAACCCGACAUUCGGCAAAAUGUGGGAUAAGCUAAGCGCUUGCUUGAGCGCAAUAAGGCAGCGCGACAACAUGCUCAACGUGGCCACAAUUCUCUUGCCGCUCAUCGAGUCGUUGAUGGUGGUUUGCAAGAAUACGACACUCUCAGAUGCUUCGGCGGUGUCGAACGCAAACUCGCAGAAGGAGAUGCUUCUCACCAGCCCGCCUCCAGAGGACCGCAUUGCCGGCCUGUUCUUUACCUUCACCGAGGAGCACCGCCGUAUCCUCAACGAGUUGGUACGACACAAUCCCAAGCUCAUGUCGGGCACCUUCUCGCUGCUGGUCAAGAAUCCGAAGGUCCUGGAAUUCGACAACAAGCGCAACUACUUCAACCGUAGCGUGCAUUCCAAGUAUCAACAGACAAGGCACUCUUUCCCUCCAUUGCAACUCCAAGUGCGCCGUGAGCACGUCUUCCAUGAUUCGUUCCGGUCUUUGUACUAUAAGAAGGCCGAUGAGUUGAAGUUUGGAAAGCUCAAUAUCCGUUUCCAGGGAGAGGAAGGCGUCGAUGCUGGUGGUGUCACGCGCGAAUGGUUCCAGGUGCUCUCCAGGCAAAUGUUCGACCCCAACUACGUCCUUUUCGUUCCGGUGUCUUCGGACCGCACAACCUUCCACCCCAACAAGUUGAGUCCGAUCAACGACGAGCAUCUUCCUUUCUUCAAGUUCAUUGGCAGAAUCAUUGGCAAGGCCCUGUACGAGGGUCGUCUGCUUGAAUGCUACUUCAGCCGUGCGGUCUACAAGCGCAUCCUCGGCAAGCCCGUCUCGGUCAAGGACAUGGAGUCGUUUGAUCCAGACUACUACAAAUCACUUGUCUGGAUGCUCGAGAACGAUAUCACCGACAUCAUCACCGAGACCUUCUCGGUCGAGGACGACGUGUUUGGCGAAGUCAAGGUUGUCGAUCUGAUUGAGAACGGCCGCAACAUCCCUGUCACGGAGGAGAACAAGCAUGAGUAUGUCCGUCUGAUCGUCGAGCACAAGCUCAUCACCUCGGUCAAGGAUCAAAUGAAGGCAUUCCUUACUGGCUUCCACGAGAUCAUCCCUGAAGAGCUUAUCGCCAUCUUCAACGAACAAGAGCUCGAACUUCUCAUUUCUGGUCUGCCUGAUAUCGACAUCGACGACUGGAAGGCGAACACCGAGUACCACAACUACUCUGCCGGCGCCCCUCAGAUCCAGUGGUUCUGGCGCGCUGUCCGGUCCUUCGACAAGGAGGAACUCGCCAAGCUUCUUCAAUUCGUCACGGGCACAUCCAAGGUGCCUCUGAACGGCUUCAAGGAAUUGGAGGGCAUGAAUGGUGUCAGCCGAUUCAACAUUCAUCGUGACUAUGGCAGCAAGGAUCGUCUUCCUAGCUCUCAUACAUGCUUCAACCAACUUGAUCUUCCCGAAUACGAAAACUACGAGACUCUAAGGAGCCAGCUGCUCAAGGCUAUUACCGCGGGUAGCGAUUACUUUGGCUUUGCGUAA